Molecule: messenger RNA, 399 nt
Organism: Vairimorpha ceranae
Lineage: Eukaryota; Fungi; Microsporidia; Nosematidae
Exons: 1
Coding region: 1-399 (132 amino acids)
Source: RefSeq, a predicted model, not a curated record
AUGUUGAACCCAUUUAGAAUGUAUGUAGAAGAAAAUGAAGAAUCUUUUAUUAACAAUUUAUCCACAUUGUACAAAAAUAUAGUACAUAAAAAGGAAAAAAGACGGAUUCUUGUAAGUAAAUCUUCAAACUUCUCUGAUUCUUCUGUUUGUAAAGGUUAUGUUGAUGAUACUAGUGUUAUGCUUUAUAAAUAUGAGAGUGAUAAAAAUAUUUGCAUAUUGGAAAUACCAGCAAAUUUCUAUAAUUGUUUUAUUGGAAAAAAUGGUGUUAUGAAAAUAAAAAAUGAAAAAUUAUUUGAUAUACAAAUUACGAUAUUUUCUAGUAGCAAAAUUAUUGUUGAAGGAAAGGGAAGGAAAGAAUUUUCAAAAUAUGUACUUGAUAAAAUUUAUAAUUAUAUUUAA